Messenger RNA from Acipenser ruthenus (sterlet), 2553 nucleotides. It is a transcript of the gene cep55l, whose product is annotated as centrosomal protein 55 like. The record is from RefSeq and is a predicted model, not a curated record. The coding region runs from base 126 to 1556 and encodes 476 amino acids. The transcript is spliced from 9 exons. NCBI's taxonomy places the organism in Eukaryota, Metazoa, Chordata, Actinopteri, Acipenseriformes, Acipenseridae. Gene Ontology annotation, biological process: mitotic cytokinesis; regulation of phosphatidylinositol 3-kinase/protein kinase B signal transduction.
ACUUUUUGACAGCCUGCAACAGCAAUAUACCGGAAAUGACGUAUAUCACCGCCGUAUUCAAACUUGUUUUGAAGCGAUAGGAAGGAAGACAGAACCGUUUAAAUCUGAAGAAUACACUCCAAAAAAUGACUUCUAGAAAUGCAAAAGCUGCCAUUACCAGCAAAUUAGGCAUAAAAUUAGGUGUCUCCAAGUCCGACACAGAGAUUGAUAAACUCAGAAAAGAAAAUGCACUCCUUAAAAAGACCAUGGACGAAAUUUCAAAACGAAAAGGCAAGCUAACUGAUAUGGAAAGAAACCAGCUUUUAGAGACCAUUCUUAAACUUGAAACUUUAAAAGAAAAGAACACCCAGCAGCUUGCAGCCAAGGAAAAUGAAGUUAUUACUCUUAGGCAGCAGCUGAAGCAGAAUGGGGAUGUUGUCACCUUGCGUGCUCAGCUGGCUGAAAAGAAUAAGGAGGCAGAAAGGAGAGAGCAAUUAUUUAAGUCUCUUGCCGAGGAGACAGAGAGUGUGAAAAAUAAGUAUGCUGCAAUUGCUGCCAAAUGCCAAGAGUUUGAAAAUCAAGUUGUUGGAAAUGAAGUAUCAUCACAGAAUUGCAAAACUGAAGCAAAAACUUCAACUGAAAUGGUAGUGAUUCAGGAACAACUAAGAGAUGCUCUAGACAAGAACCAACAGUGGCUGGUUUAUGACCAGCAGCGUGAGGCCUAUGUUAAGGGAUUGCUGUCAACAAUAUUUGAGCUAGAGCAGAAGUUAAGUCAAGCCAACCAAUCACUCCAACAACGACACAAAGAAGGCAAUUCAGAAGAAAACAAUCCUGACAAAAAACAAGAGUACCAUGACAAGGUUUUACUAACAGCCAAAAAGGAUCUUGAGGCACAAAAGACCACUGUGAGCCAAUUACAGCAUGAGCUGUCUGAAUUAAGAAAGAAAUAUGACCAACAAUCAAGAGAAGUAAAAGAUCUAAAUCUACAGCUCCAUUCAGAACGCAUAAAUAGCAGGCAGUAUGUCGAUGAUGAGAAGAAGCGCAUGGGGGACAAAGUGCAGAGGCUGAAAGAAGAGCUUGAAAAUGCCAAAGUUCGAUUUGAGGAGGAAAGGAAAAGAUCAUCUGAGCUGUCCAAAAGAUCAUCAGAUUUGUCAUCACAGGUGAAUCUCCUUCAGAAAUCAUUGUUAAGCCAACAGGAAGAGCAAACGAGAAUUGCUGUCCUGGAGCAGCAGAUCCAUAUGUCCACUAAAGACUUUGAAAGUGAAAAACUGGAUCGACAGAGUUUACAACAACAGCUACAUAAAGUGUUAAAGGAACUACGCAAAGCAAGAGAACAGAUAACGAGGUUGGAAACAACGAAACAGCUGCAAGAGUUUCGUCUAUCUGAGCCUAGCUGCAGCAACACACAUGAGUUUGAUCAGCCACCUAUGCAGGAUCCUGCUUUGUACCAUACAUCCUCUCCCAAGAUCUCCAAUCUUCUUGACGAGAGUUUUCUGGAGUGCCCAAGAUGCAGAGCCAAAUAUCCAACCAGUCGGCAUCGUGAGCUGCUAACACACAUUGAUUACUGUUUAGAAUAACCCUGUUAAGGGAAAUAUUUUUGAAUGUUUGUAUACAGAACAUGCUUCCUUUUAUUAUGAUCUGGAGUGUUUAUAUUCAGGUCUUUUUUUUAUAUAAAAGCAAACCCUACUAUUUUUUUACUAUGUGCACUACUACUGCUGCUGCUCAAAGCCAAUUUUAAUAUAUAAUGCAGAUUUCUUUUUUUUUUUUUUUUUUUAUGUUUUAUUUUUAUUUGUUGUGGACUUUAGCCCUUGAUUAAAAAAUAAAUACUGUAUACUAGUCUGUUUGGACAUACAUUUCUGAAAGGCUAAUUUGUAUUUAGUUUAUAUUAAAAUGAACGAGACAUCCAUAAUAAGUGUUACUAAAUUCUCCUGGUUAACAUUGAAUACAAAUGAAUGUGUAAGUCAGUAUGAAAAUGUGUGUUGUUUGCCAUAAAAGUAGUUUUGGAUGCUGGGGCUUAAAGUUCAAUAAUGUAGUUUUAUUGUUAAUGGAGGUGUUUUUAUUUAAAACCUGUUUAAGCGCUGUUAAGGUUUCUAUGUGGAUGUGCUGCAUAUUUUAACACUGCCUUUUUCUAAAGCACUCUAGGUCACGCCCUGGUAUAAGGUAUAUUUUGGAACAGACUAAACAAUCCUGUACUUUGUACAACAGAUCUAUGGCUGAAAUUAGAUUGCAUAAGUAAACCCUUGCAUUAUACUAUUUUAGGCACUAGAUUAAAGUAGCUAACUAAGGUUAAGUAAAUCUUGCACCAGAAUCGGUGUACAAGAGUUUGAUUGCCAGAUAACUGAGAGAACGCAGAAGGUAUUGUUGAGAUAAACCCUAUUUUAGUCCCUUAUGCUUUAUUGGAUUAAUUAUUUUCCCAUCACAAUGUAUGUUGAAAGAAUAAAGCAGUAUUUGAUUUAUGACUGAGAGAUUGUUUAUGCAUAUCAAUAAAUAAUUUUGUGAAGCCUUACAUUGCUUAAACUAUCAAUAUUCUAGAACAAUGUGUUUUAUUUUUUCACAAUAAAUCUCCUGCUUUCA